CCCAUUCUUACCCCCCCUCCCCCUCCAACAAACUUACAACAACCUCUGUACAAAUUCCCCGUUUUGGCAAUAUAAUACCCACGUAUAUACUCCACACCUGUCCCCGCUUAGGGCCUGUUGCAGUCAGACAUCCGCGACCGACCUUACUGUACCCACCACACUGGGUUCGCUUCUCACUUCCUGUCAGUGCUUACCAAAAGGCGGUCAUCGUGGCGCAGCUCCCAGACUUGCAGCUUCCAGCAAGGCUGUGUUCCUGGCGGUCCAACUGGAGCGCUCGAUCUUCGUUGCACGGUCUCCACGCCAGACUUGGUCCGCCGCUGUCCCACUGAAACUGAAUGGGCGGUGACACGAGCCAGGCGGCCCCCAGCAGCAUGCAUGGAUAUGAUGCCGGAAUGGUUGGGGACAUGGCUGGAAUUUUGAGGCCCUCCAGUACUUAUGCGGCUGCCAAUACCAAUGCGCCCUCUCCGUUUGCCAUAUACCUCGCCGAAGACGAGUCCUUGCAGGCUGGAAACCAGCAAGACCAGGAACCAGAUGCUCUGAUGGAUGCUGUUUUGAGGCUGUUCUCGUUGGACGAGAGUGAUCCGCUGGCAAAUGGAGGGGAUGAGGAUGAGGAGGAGGAUGUACUGGUGGAUUUGGCGGACCAGCAGCUGAGGACUGACCGCUUGAGGGGCAUCACGUUGUCUUUGGACCAGCUAUGGUGGUCUGGUCAAGUAUACAUGGCAGCAGCGGCGGAAAAGCUUGCAGAUGGAAGCAGAGAUUACCGCUGGAGGAUACCAAUGGGAAACUCCGGUCUCGUGGACGCCUUCUUGAUGAUAGUGGCCACAGAAGGCAUUCAAAAUUCCCUCAUGAUCCAUGUUUUAAGGUUAAUCGGAAACACGUGUGCGGACACAGAUGAGAAUAGAGCAAGGGUUGUCUCAAGAGGCUCCUUGCAAGCGAUAAUAGCGUUGCUCAAAGAUAAAAGCCUUGUUCCCUUCGUGGCGCCAGUGCUAUUUAAUAUAUGCUUUGAUUAUGGACCUGCACAAAAACAAGCAUCAGAAUUCAACCUGAGCAAAGCUCUCGUCCAGUUUAUCUCGGAUCCAUAUUUCGAAGAACACAGGCCAUUUUUAGGCUAUGCGUGUAAACUUCUAGACAUGGUAGUCGUACAACCCAAUGAACCUUCACUCGCGCCUGAAAACACGGUUGAGGUUCUGUUGAAUCUAGCUGUAUCAGGGAAGUCACCUCUAGACCUGGAAGACUUUAUUAGCGUUGUUAGCUCAGCUACGAAAUACCUCCAACAUGCUCGCUUCCAAGUCGCGCUGUGCAAUUCAAUGGCAUUAUAUGCGGCCCUUAGGCUAGUACUUUUAUCUUAUACCCGGCUUGAGGAUAGUAUGGGCGAAGCGGCCGCCCCAGAUGAAGAAGACACCAAUCGUCUCGCUGUAUGGAGGACUGAGAUGAAUCAGGUCCUCUCAGACAUAUCGGCACUGCCCGAAUUCGCUGCGAGGUGCCCCGUAAACUCGACCAUGUCUAGCUACUUAAGGAAAUGGCUGUCGUCGCCGCAACUCCAACUGCAAGUCUGCGCUUGCAUAAUGCUCGGCAACCUCGCACGCUCAGACGAAGUAUGCGAGGAGUUUGUCCAAAAGAGCCGCAUCCACAAACCCCUAAUGGACAUCCUCACCACAGCAACCGACUCCCAAGUCCUCUACGCCGCCAUCGGCUUUCUCAAAAACCUCGCCCUCCCCGCCCGCAACAAGGUCGAGCUAGGCAACGCCGACCUCAUCGAGAUCCUACCCCGCCUCUGGGCCAUGGACACGCUACCCCAGAUCCAAUACUCUGCGAUCAGCCUAGCGCGCCAACUCCUGAUCGGCAACUUCGCCAACGUCCUUCGCAUCUCCGCCCCCCUCUCCGCCGACCCGGACUCCCCUGCCAACGAGAAAUCCCGCCUCUCAGUCCUCAUCUCCAUCUUCGGGCGCAGCGACGCCGAGCCCGUGCGUAUGGAGAUUGCUCGCGCCCUCGCCGCCGUAUGUCGCGUGCUCGCCGCGCGCACACCUGCGCCUGGCACCGACGCAGUGACCCUCCAGACGCGGCGCCGUGAGCUCUUCGAGCGUCACCGUGAUAUCGGAACGCCUCUUAGCUUCCUGGUGUCGCAGACUAAGUGGCCCGUCGUGCGCAGUGAGGGUUGGUUUGUGCUGGCGCUGCUGGCGCGCACAGAGGAGGGCGUUCAGUGCGUGGCGGAUAUUAUGCAUGAGAUUGAUGUGUUUACGCCGCUGAUGGAUCUCAUGACGGGUAAGACCUUUAUUGAGCGCAUGUCCUCGCCUAUGACUUCGCCAACGCCAACGGAGGCGACGAGCUUGUUGCUUGCGGAGUUGAUGGCUGCGAAGUCGGACGGUGCGGGUGCGACUGCGGGAGGAGCUGCGCCGACAGGUACCAUGAGGGAGGCGGAAAUGGCGAGGAUUGAUCGCGAAAAUGCGCUUGUGCUUGUUAGCGAGCUGUUGCGGCGACGGGGGUCGACGAUGGCGUUUAUGCGGCGCAUUGCGUUUGAAGAACUCCUGCAGGACGGUGGGAGCUUGCAUGUCGAAAAUCUAGCGGCAGAGGCAGCGCUGCCGCCGCCGGUGCCGUUGACGCAGACAAGUAGCGAAAGUUCAUUUAUGAUGGAUAGUGUGAUUGGUGAUGGCAACCAUGAGAUGUUUAACUGAGUGGUAGUGUGGAGGGUGGUAGUUUGGGCUAUGUGCCUGGAUGGUGGGAUGACUGGGAUAGAUAAAAGGAGAAAAGAGGUUUACUUUAACGGGUAUAAUUGGGCACUCGACACUUACCGUGGAUUUCUUCACAAGAUUAGAAAUUGAAAAAUAAACACAAUUCUCAGAGC
Messenger RNA from Pseudogymnoascus destructans, 2842 nucleotides. RefSeq lists its product as uncharacterized. Bases 336 to 2672 code for a protein of 778 amino acids. The record is from RefSeq and is a predicted model, not a curated record. NCBI's taxonomy places the organism in Eukaryota, Fungi, Ascomycota, Leotiomycetes, Thelebolales, Thelebolaceae. The transcript has 5 exons. Gene Ontology annotation, biological process: positive regulation of GTPase activity. Gene Ontology annotation, molecular function: protein binding; guanyl-nucleotide exchange factor activity. Gene Ontology annotation, cellular component: cytosol.